Molecule: messenger RNA, 825 nt
Organism: Colletotrichum scovillei
Lineage: Eukaryota; Fungi; Ascomycota; Sordariomycetes; Glomerellales; Glomerellaceae
Product: putative ribokinase protein
Exons: 2
Coding region: 1-825 (274 amino acids)
Source: RefSeq, a predicted model, not a curated record
AUGAUUGGCAAGGCCGGUGAUGAUACCUACGGAGGGUAUCUUAUUGCGAAGCUACUCGAAAACGAUAUCGAUAUCUCUGGCGUCGAAGUGGCGCCAUACUUACCGUCCAACGAACGCGUCGUCAUGAUCGAUGAAGAAACCCACGAGAGUCGGUGUGUAUUUAGCCAUGUUAGCCAAGGGGCAACAGCGGCCUGGAAGAAGAAAGAUUUCAGCUACCCUGAGCAGUUUGGAGAUGGCGAAUGGCUGGACUUGAUCGUGGCGCAGAUGGAGAUCGAUAAGAAGGUCGUCGAGACGAUGAUUGAAACCGCUGGUCACGCUGACAUCCCAUUCUGCUUGAAUGCCGCGCCGGCGAGUCCUAUCAAUCCCACACCCUACCAGCUUAUCACACAUCUUGUGGUCAACGAGUCUGGGGCUGCGAUUCUGUUGGACUGUACGGAGGAUGAAGUGGAGGUGGACUGUCCAAAAGCUGCCAAGAGAUUUUUGAACCUUGGGGUCCAGAACGUGGUUAUCACGCUGGGUGCGAAAGGUGCAUAUUACGCCAACGCGAAAGUCAGCGGGCUCUGCGCUGGGUAUGCCGUUCCGGUUCUCGAUACCAACGGAGCAGGACUAACACAGGUGCUUAGCAACACCUUCACCGGGGCGUAUGCGGCCGACUAUGUGCGUCAGAUAUCCAGUCCAUCUGGAGAAUGGGACAUUGAGAGUGCCGUCGUUCGCGCGAAUCAAGCUGCUGCUAUCUCUAUUGGGAGUGCGGGUGCUCAGGGGCAUAUUCCCUGGGCGAAUGAGAUUGAUCUGUUUGACAUGAUGGCAGAGAUGACUCUUGACUGA